CACCUGUCGCGCGACCUGAAGAAAGUUGUAGAAGUUGGAGUGGGCUGGCCCAUUGUUCGAGCCCGGGGAGGGGUGGGCGGCGAGUCCGGAACGUCCAAGGAAGGAAAAUAAGAGCGGUCGGACGGUCCCACCCCUCUGUCAGGGAAGGAAUGGAGCGUUCCAGGARCACCAAACGCUCCGAGAAAACUUUCCGAACUCCUCCGUGUCAUCCGGAGAAAUGAUAACUAACAAAAAAUAUCACAGAAAUCCUCCGCAGGAUCAGAGUCAGCCUGAAGAGUUGGUAACAAAAUGUCGUCGGAAGUGAAAAUGACCCGGGAUGAACUUUUAGAAGUUGACAUAUGUGACGGUGGCGGGUGUUCCGAGGACGAGAGCGGCGUUUUCCUGAACUCCAACUCGACCUACGAUGAUUUCUCCGGCUUUCAGCAGUGGAACGACCCGGCCGACCGGAGCGACCCGACGAAGGACACAUCAGCACCAGAGCAGGAGGUCUCCCGGGAGCUAGCAGCUCCGCCUGGCGCCGUUACUGCCGCCGGAAGGAGCAGCGCGGGCGGUGACAGCGACUUGGAAUCAGAUGGUCUCAGGAGUCCGAGGACCUCCAUAGUGGACUGUCUGCUGGUGGAGCUGUAUGACACAUACAGCGGAGGCGGCAGGAGGAACGUGGACAGCUGGGACAGCUCCACGGAGGCGUCCGGUUCGGAUGCCUUCCUGGGCCGGAGCAACUGCGGCUCCAGCUUUCUGCAGGAGCUGCAGGAGAAGCACACCAGGAGGCACCAGAAGAACUACCUGGCCCAGAAAGACCUGGAGGAGCUGCAGUCCAUCAUUCAGGAGGUCAAAUAUCGUUCAGGCCUGCAGUCAGCCAAGCUGCUACGGCAGCUGAAGAGACGCGACCGACUCUGCCACAAGCGGCAGAAGAACUACGACAUCAUCACAGCGUGUCUUCAGGCUGUAUCGCAAAAGAGACGAGUGGACACGAGGCUGAAGUUCACCAUCGAACCCUCGCUGGGAAAGAACGGCUUCCAACAGUGGUAUGACGCCCUUAAAGCUGUGGCCAGGCUUCCUACUGGGAUACCAAAAGAAUGGAGAAAGAAGGUUUGGCUAACACUGGCAGACCAGUACCUCCACAGUAUCUCUAUCGACUGGGAGAAAACUCUUCGUUUUGCCUUUAACGAGCGCAGCAAUCCGGACGACGACUCCCUCGGCAUCCAAAUCGUCAAGGAUCUGCACCGGACAGGCUGCAGUUCCUACUGCGGCCAGGAGGGGGAGCAGGACAGGGUGGUGCUGAAGCGGGUUCUGCUGGCUUACGCCCGCUGGAAUAAAGCUGUGGGUUACUGCCAAGGAUUCAAUGUUCUGGCUGCUCUCAUACUGGAAGUUACAGAAGGCAAYGAGAGUGAUGCUCUUAAGGUGAUGGUGUAUUUGAUUGACAAAGUCCUGCCAGACAGUUAUUUUGCAAACAACCUGCGAGCUUUGUCAGUUGACAUGGCGGUGUUCAGAGAUCUGCUGCGUCUGAAGCUGCCCAGAUUGUCUCAGCACCUCCAUCACCUUCAGAAAGCAGCCAACAGAGAAGCAGGAGGCAGCUAUGAACCUCCUCUGACCAACGUCUUCACUAUGCAGUGGUUUCUGACCAUGUUCGCUACCUGCCUGCCAGCGCCCACCGUCCUGAAGAUCUGGGACUCGGUUUUCUUCGAGGGCUCGGAGGUUCUGUUUCGGGUCGCUCUCGCCAUCUGGGAGAGGCUGGGAGAGAGGAUCGAGUAUUGUCAGACAGCAGACGAGUUUUACAGCACGAUGGGRUGUCUCACUCAGGAGAUGCUGGAACACAACCUGAUGGAUCCGGCUGAACUCAUGCAGGAGGUUUACUCCAUGGCCGUGUUUCCCUUCCCCCAGCUGGCUGAGCUGAGAGAGAAAUACACCUACAACAUCACUCCGUUCCCUACCUCAGUCAAAUCUAACGGAAGCGGCGGUCAGAGCAGCUGGGAGAGCGACGACGACGCCGACAUGGACGAUGAAGACUCCGUGGCAACUGCGCUCGGCUGUCUGGGGCCUCUGGGUGGUCUGCUGGCCCCUGAGCUGCAGAGAUACCAAAAACAUCUCAAAGACCAGCGYGCGGAGCAGGGCACCAUCGCAGAGCUGAGUCCAGGAGCGGUGGGAGCCGGAAUGGGAGCAGGAGGAGGAGGAGGGAACGCUAAAGCAGAACACCAGGCGGCCAUUAACAGCAUGAUGAUGGAGAGGAUGAGCACCGACAUCUCCGCGCUGACCAAGCAGUACGCACGAAUCAAGAGGCGGCAGCAGCAACAGGCUAUGCAACUCUACAUCCGCACAGGACCUGGACCUGAAGUGGCCACCAGUCCAGGGGUUCUUCAGGACGGUUCCAACAAACACUGCAAAUGUACUGACCACCACGCUGACGACAAGUGUCCUGCCACACGUGUCCUGGCCUCCCAGCUCAACCCGUCCAGUUCAGUCAUCAACCACCUCCUCCUGGGUCGAAAGCAGCGAGGCGGCUCCCGAAGCUGCAGACCGAUGUCCGCCAGCACCCCCUCGCUCCCGGGGUCCAGAUCGGUUCCCCUGUCCCUCGGCGAGCGGUCUCCGUCCAGGCAACGCUGCAGCUCGCUGCUCUCCAACAGCACUGGAUCUCCUGGGAGCUCUGGAGGCGGCGCCGGGUCUCCCUGGCGUGCUCACGUCCGGCAGCAUCGCAGGAAUAUAGCCAGGGCUCGAGCGCAGCUUGGGUUUGAAGAUGCGGAAGAAAAGUUAGAGGAUGGGGAUGAUGAGGAGGACCGAGAAUCAGUUGGAGUGGAGGGCGGGGAGAGGAAGAAAACAGAUGAGGAGGAGAGUGACUCCUCUGUGGCUCCAUCUCCUGAAGCCUUCGGCUGUAGUACGGUGCGUGAGGAGGCUCCUCUGGGUUCAGAUGAGGAGAAAAAGGCAGAAGUUGAAGAGGUGGUGGUGCAGCUGGACUCGAUAGAUCUGGAAGCAAAGCAGACUUCCUUCAACAAGCCGGAUUCACAAUCAGAACUACAAGGAAGUCCACCUGCUCCCCCGAUUCCUCUUCUCCCUCCACCUCCACCCUCAAACAGACACAAAGAGUCCGAGAAACGCUGUCCUCCUGUUUCUCUACCUCCUCCUUCCACAUCAAGUACAGCUCCGGUUUCUCCUCCGUCUCCUGGUCCCUCUUCCCCCAUCUCACCUUCACUGACCUCCCCUCUCCCGUCUUCUUCCUCCACCAACGCUUUAUCAGCUCUCGCUCUUCCCUCCUCCUUUCCUCUGAACAAAGCCUGCUCCCCCUCCACCCCUUCACUCUGCUCCAUUUCAUCGUCUCCAUCCAACCUCUCCUGUUCCCCGUCGGCCGCCGGCACGCCGAAGMAGCAGGUCUUCUCCCCGUUCCCUUUAAUAAAGCAGCCCAGGAAGUCUUUGGCGGCCAGAAACCUGGGCCUUUACGGGCCCACGUCCAGGACGCCCACGGUCCACUUCCCCCAGCUCAGCCGCAACCUCAACCGGAGCAGCAGUGCCGCCGCUGGGGCGACAGGAAGACGAUAAAAACACGGAGUUUAGAGCUACACCACAUUGCCUCCUGCAUAUUUAGCAAGCAUCCCUUAAUUUAUCUAAAGGAGAGUGAAAGAUGAAGAUAGAUGAAGCUCAGACAGAUGAAGCUCACUAAUUCUGCAAUUUAAAGCCAUUACAAAACAUAAGGAGGACUUUAAAGUGUGAAGGAAUGUUUGUCCAUCUGUAUUUGGACCACAGUUAAAGGUAUUGGGUCAGUAAAAAGCCCUUUACAGUCACUUAUAAAGGUCCUGUUUGACCAAACUGAAAUCUCCAAGUUUCUUUUUGAAACCUUCAUGUUUUCACGCUGAUAAUAAGCAUUUCUUCAGUAGCAGUUUGUGCUUCUACAGAGGAUUGUCUCCGAACUGAAGCGUUCAACCAAUGCUUCCAUGUUGAAUUUUAUGGUGGGGUGAAAAAAAGAAAAAACACUUAAGUAUUUUUGUUUUUGUUGCACAAUAGCCAUACAACUGUUCCUAAGCCAAGUAUUUAAACUACACAUUAAAAUAUGCCUAAGAAGUUCUGUAAACCAAUAAUAAAAAAAGUUCAGUAACCUGCCAACUGCAAUGAAUGAUGUCCUGAAGCACUUAACUUUUGUUUUUCUAUUAAUAAAACCCUCCAGUAAGUGAA
Molecule: messenger RNA, 4158 nt
Organism: Austrofundulus limnaeus
Lineage: Eukaryota; Metazoa; Chordata; Actinopteri; Cyprinodontiformes; Rivulidae
Gene: tbc1d30
Product: TBC1 domain family, member 30
Exons: 15
Coding region: 289-3528 (1079 amino acids)
Cellular component (GO): endoplasmic reticulum
Source: RefSeq, a predicted model, not a curated record